This is a messenger RNA of Diceros bicornis minor, 1052 nucleotides long. RefSeq names its product troponin T1, slow skeletal type (gene TNNT1). NCBI's taxonomy places the organism in Eukaryota, Metazoa, Chordata, Mammalia, Perissodactyla, Rhinocerotidae. The record is from RefSeq and is a predicted model, not a curated record. Gene Ontology annotation, molecular function: troponin T binding; tropomyosin binding. Gene Ontology annotation, cellular component: troponin complex. The transcript is spliced from 15 exons. Gene Ontology annotation, biological process: sarcomere organization; slow-twitch skeletal muscle fiber contraction; regulation of muscle contraction. Bases 76 to 924 code for a protein of 282 amino acids.
CCUCAGUGGGGCCCAGCAAGACUCUGCCCCCGCCGGUUUACCGCCUCAGCAGACCCAGUCUUAGGUCACACCAGGAUGUCGGAAACGGAAGAGCAGGAAUAUGAGGAGGAGCAGCCGGAAGAAGAGGAGGCUGCCCCCGCCGAGGAGGAGGAGGAAGCCACCGAGGAGCCGGAGCUGGUGGCAGAGCGAGGGACCGACACCCAAGCCUUCUUCCCCAGCCUGGAGGAAUACUUACAGAAGGAAGAGGAGCGCCCCAAACCAAGCCGGCCCGUGGUACCUCCGCUGAUCCCGCCAAAGAUCCCAGAAGGGGAACGUGUGGACUUCGAUGACAUCCACCGGAAGCGCAUGGAAAAAGACCUCCUGGAGCUGCAGACCCUCAUUGACGUGCAUUUUGAGCAGCGGAAGAAAGAGGAAGAGGAGCUCGUUGCGCUGAAAGAGCGCAUUGAGCGGCGCCGAGCAGAGAGAGCUGAGCAACAGCGCUUCAGAACCGAGAAGGAGCGCGAGCGGCAGGCUAAGCUGGCGGAGGAGAAGAUGCGGAAGGAAGAGGAAGAGGCCAAGAAGCGGGCCGAGGAUGAUGCCAAAAAGAAGAAGGUUCUGUCCAACAUGGGGGCCCAUUUUGGAGGCUACCUGGUCAAGGCAGAACAAAAGCGAGGUAAGCGCCAGACAGGGCGGGAGAUGAAACUGCGCAUCCUGUCUGAGCGUAAAAAGCCUCUGAACAUUGACCACAUGGGAGAGGACCAGCUCCGGGAGAAGGCCCAGGAGCUGUCGGACUGGAUCCACCAGCUGGAGUCCGAGAAGUUUGACCUCAUGGCGAAGCUAAAGCAGCAGAAGUAUGAGAUCAACGUGCUGUACAACCGCAUCAGCCACGCCCAGAAGUUCCGGAAGGGGGCAGGGAAGGGCCGCGUUGGAGGCCGCUGGAAGUGAGGACGUGGGGCCGUGGCCCGCCCUGAGGCGCCGGGAGCAGUCUUGAGUGUUCGUCCAUCUGUAGCUUGAAAUAAAUGCUCCCCCUGCAGGCACCUGCUGAAUUCUUUGAUUAUUAUUAUUAACAUGCA